GAAAACCCUAAGUAUUUAUUGUUUUCUUUGUUUUUUGAGAAAGAGGUAUUUAUGGUUUUGCCCAUCGGAUCCUCUAAUUUGAAGAGAUACCGUUCAAAGUUCAAACCCUAGCUACGAAAAUAGACGAUGGAUUCAACCAAAACGAUAAAAGAGAGAACCGUGCAUGAUCAGGAAGAGCUUCCAUGGGAGUUGGUUGAAGAAAUACUCACUCAUGUCUCUCCAAUAUCUCUUGUUCGCUUCAGAAUCGUUUGCAAAAGAUGGAACGAUCUCUUCAACGACAAGACGUUCAUCGAUAACAACAAGUCGACGUUUCGAUUCAUUCUAACAACCAAGUCCAAGAUGUAUUCGGUAAGCAUUGACCCUAAGAUAGUGGUGCGUGAAUUAACAUUGGAUGUUCCCGAUAAAGAAUCUGAUAUCAAACAUUUGGCUGACUGCAAUGAGUUCUUGCUAUGUCGCAUGAAAAAAGAAGCAGCGGUUUGGAACCCGUGGUUGAAACAAAGUAGAUGGAUCAAAGCUGAUGUUAGCCAACCUAGUUUAGAAGUCGAUGGCAUAGGCUAUGAUAAUAAUAAUAAUAAUAAUAAUAAUAACAAAAUGAGAGCUGAGGAAAGACGUUACAAGACCAUUUGGUCUGGCUGGAAGAACCAUUGGGUGUGGAAAACCCAAGACUUUUCUUCCCAUGUGUGGAAAGACCUGAAGCCUAUAAGUGGAGACAUAAGUCUGAAACAUAAAGUAGAUACCUUAUUCACAAGAUGUGGUGUAUUGUUACACGGAAAUUUGUAUUGGAUUGCUUUCUAUGACAAGACUGAUCCCUUGUACCAUCUAGUUAACUUGGAUUUUUCCAGCGAGAGAUUCUAUGCAUCCUUUUGUGAUCUACCAUGUGGGAUGAACCAUCCUCGCAAUGCUCUUGUCCUUAGGGUCUUCAGGGAAGACCGGUUUUCGUUGUUGAAACAAUGCUACAAGACAAAGAAGAUUGAGAUUUGGGUGACCAAGAACAAGAUUAACGUCGAGGAUGGUAAUGAUGUGGUUUGGAUGAACUUCAGGACUUUGUCUAUACCUAACUUUCCAGGUUUAGUAGCGAAGGAAUAUUCCUACCCUCAGACUCAGCCAAGUUACUUCAUCAACGAUAAAAGGCUUGUUUUGUGUUCUAGCGAUGAAACUGGCCAUCCUUGGAUCUAUGUUGUGGAAGAAAACAAGUUGAUCAGCAAAGUCCAACUAAAUGAUGUGGUUGAUCCUUGGCCUUUGCAUUGUACCUAUUUUCCAAGCUUGGUCCCGGUUCCUGGAGGUCCAAGAGAAGAAGGUCUGUUACAAGUUAAUUAGUUUUAUUACGUUAUUUUGUCUUCUUGUUUGGUUUUUGAUGCUGAGGAAGCUAAUAAUGAUUUGGAUUUUUUUGGUUUUUUGUCAUUCAUAAAUUCAUGUCAUUGUUGAAUCUAGAGUUAGCUCACUUUACAAAUAUAAUAUUAUGUAAGACAAUA
Molecule: messenger RNA, 1472 nt
Organism: Raphanus sativus (radish)
Lineage: Eukaryota; Viridiplantae; Streptophyta; Magnoliopsida; Brassicales; Brassicaceae
Product: F-box protein At2g14710-like
Exons: 1
Coding region: 127-1317 (396 amino acids)
Molecular function (GO): protein binding
Source: RefSeq, a predicted model, not a curated record